Molecule: messenger RNA, 2768 nt
Organism: Lottia gigantea (owl limpet)
Lineage: Eukaryota; Metazoa; Mollusca; Gastropoda; Lottiidae
Exons: 2
Coding region: 15-2669 (884 amino acids)
Source: RefSeq, a predicted model, not a curated record
GAUCUCUUAUCACAAUGAUGAUUCCGGGUUUCCUAUGGAAAAGUGGACAAUUCUUUGGAAUCUGUUUAAUCGUCAUUCAGAUUCAGUAUGCAGCCAGUCAAAUAUCAGAGAUUCCACUGACUCUCGACAGUAUUCUGAAACAACAAGGAAUCCAAGACGCAGGCUCCAAACAGUCAAAUGGAUUCAGCACCCUCUCAUCGGGAACGCCGGCUUUCAACCAUUACAGUCCAGAGAGGCUACAGGCAUUACAGCAGUCACAAAUUGCCGAUUUUCAAUCCAUGUUGAGUAUGAUGAGCCAACAGCCAUCCACAUCAAUUGCCGGGCCACCACAAACGCAACCUGGUAUGGAAGAAAUGAUGAGGAUGUUGACGCAGUCGUUUGGACAAUCUGCUCCACCUACUCCAGAGCAGCUUGGGUUUACCCAUUACGGCCCAAGUAAACCAGCUACCAAACCUCUAACUCCGGAGCAAAGUAUGAUGAACAUGCUAAUGCAGCAAUCGCAAGGUGAGCAAAAAAGCAACAGUAACAUGUUGUUGCAGUAUUUGCUAUUAAUGGAUGCAAUGAAACCAGCCACAUCUUCAGCUUCGUCACCAGCAUCUUCAAUGACACCUACAGCAGUAUCAACAAUAUCAGAAGCUACAUCAACGUCAGCAUCAAUUCCGGCAACAGGUAUAUCGACACAAGCAAUAUCCUCGACAGAAAUUCCCCCAAUCAACGGAACUCCCGCCUCCUUUCAAAGCAACCUUAUUCGAUCCAACAGUAGCGACAUCAAAGUGUCUUUCUCUGGCAUGUCCAGUAAAUUAGGUCUUCCAUCAAACCAUGCCGCAAAUCAGAAUUCUCUCCGAUUGAAGAGAUUGCUCCUGAAUCGGCUACUCGCAAAUAGUAGGCUCAGAUUGAAGCAAAUCCGUUUCUUUCACGAAAAGAACAAGGAAACUAUUAUUACUGCAGCCAACGCAAGUAGUUCAGCAAAAUCCCAGUUGAAGACCGUACCACUGAACACCACUGUCCCGACAACCAAACUUGCAAAUACAGAAGUUUCCACCGGAAUUAAUCCACAGGUACCUAUAAUUUUACCAACUGCUCCCAAUACGUCAACAGUUAGAGUACCCACAACUACGAAAAGCGUCAAUCAAUCUUCUGUUUCCAAAAGUCAAACCAAACUGUCACCCCCGGCACAGCCCAUCGGAAGAGAAAAACAACAACAUCCGGCUUUAUCAAUAACAACACAAAUGCCAUUAAUCCAUACUACAGCACCGUUAGCAACCAUUCAACGCUUAACUCAGCCUCUAACGUCGAAUUCCGUGACACCAAGAGAGCAAAACAGUGCAUCAACAGCCAAAAAUUGGAGAUAUCCCAACUACCCACACAUGGCCAGUAACGGACAUCAUCAACACCAGAGCAAGAAUUCUAUUAUUUACCAAAAUCAACAGCCGUACCAGUACCAAAAUCAAAACCAGAUCCAAUAUCAACCAGUUAACCAGGCACCGAUUCUAAAUUACCAAAUGGCCCAAUACAGCAACCAAGCUCCACCAGCAUAUCAAAGCAACCAAGGACAAUACCCAAGCGUAGCCUAUCCAAACCAGAACGUAGCCUAUCCAAACCAAAACGUAGCCUAUCCAAACCAGAAUGUAGCCUAUCCAAACCAAAACGUAGCCUAUCCAAACCAGAACGUAGUCCAUCCUAACCCAAGCAUGGGUUAUGACCCUAUCUAUGCUUAUCAACAACCUGUAGGCCACAACGAAUAUCAGGGGUUUCCACAGCCACACCAAAUGCAAUUCCCCGUGCCAGGUCGAUCUUCGUUCCCAAUGCCAAGUGAUCCACUUCUAACCCAAGUAAAUCCUCCUGCUGAUCCAAUGUUACCUAUUGCACCACCCAAUGCUAUUUCGGCAAUAGACUCUGCUGAAGCCAGAGCUGAGUACCUGGAGCAGAAUCCUCCAACCGAACAGCCACCUCCAGUACCGACAACGCCAGCACCAGUGACAACAACUAGUACAAUUAAGUACAUACCACGUACCAAUCCUAAUCUUCUUCGCAACGCACGACAAAAGUCUAGCAACCAAUGGGCAGAGAUGCUGCACUUCCUCAGCAAAAACUUCCCCGACUAUUUGUCCUUACGGAGCCAGGUUCAUCAAACCGCACUAUCUUCACCCAUGGCCAAGCAAUUUCGAACUUUAAUUGCAGCCAAAUCAAAAGUGGCCAAUCCUCUGUCUGGUAAUGGGUUCGGGACUUCUAGAGCUAACGCCAACCUGGGAUCGCAUUGGAUUAAUACCACUCCGUCAACGACGCCAGCUGGCGAACCGCUAGAAGUAGAAAUUGAAUUUGAACCAACCACUACCACGCCGAGUCCAAUUCAUCCAUUACAUGCAGCAAAGGCAGCUGCAGCCAGAGGAUUUGAAAUCGCGAAAUCCGUCAAUGGCCAAAUUUUCGGUGGCAUGUUUGGACCACCCAUUCAACAACGGCAGUCAAAUGUGAACAGCAAUUUCGAUAUGUUUGGAAUGAUGACUGGACAUAAGGCAGCUCAAUCAAAUGGUUUCCAUGGCCCCCCACAUAAUACCCGACAAGGAAAUCAACACGCUGCAUUUUUCACGAAUGGACAUAAUCCAGGCAAUAAUAAAGCACCGUGGACUCACAAUCAAAACUCAAAAUGGGGGAUGAACGGAGCAGUGUAGAAUGACAACCAUGCUAAAUAUUAUUUUUGAAAUUUUUUAUCAAUUCAAUAAUCAAUAUUCAAAUAUAUUUUUCUCUAAUAAAAGCAAAGUAAAAGUUUA